AUGUCGCGAAUAGUCAAUGAAUCGACUAUUGCCAUUGAAGAUCUGGUAUGUCCCAUAACACUUGAAGUUUUUCGUGAUCCAGUCGUUGCACAGGAUGGUCAUGCUUACGAACGAGAAGCAAUCACGAAAUGGAUACUUGAACAUGGCACGAGUCCAUUAACUCGAGAACCAUUAGAGAUUGAUCUUUUGCAAGCGGAUGAACGUCUGCGGCAGCUCUGUCAACAACGGCGAAAUUCCACAGUUUCUUAUAAUGCACGUAGUCAAACCAUCACUUUACCACCGAGCCACAAGGAGCCGAAAGUUCAAAGUUCUUCACCAAUGCAAAUCACAUCUCAAUAUUCUAGUUCAUUAAAACCAAAUGAUUCACAAUUUAGUCGACAUUUCGGUACGAAAAACAAAGCUUAUUAUUAUAAAGCAGUUUUACUAAAUGCAUCCUUUUCUGGUUCUUACCAAGUGAAAAGUAUUAGUAAAAUAGACCUCUAUGGAUAUUUAUACUCGGGAUAUUUUGUGUCUAAAAUGCCAUCAGUUAAUCUACUUCAAUAUGAUGAUGAUAGUGGUGGAAAUCAGCAAUUUCUUUUUGAUGCUUGGUUGACACCGGAUAAUUAUACACUAGUGGUCACAACAUAUAGCGGAAAUGUCACGGGACCGUUUUCGCUUGCAAUCACUGGUCCAGGAACUGUUGUUUUCUCCAUAAGAUAG
Messenger RNA from Adineta ricciae, 699 nucleotides. The record is from the annotation of a GenBank genome assembly. Lineage: Eukaryota; Metazoa; Rotifera; Eurotatoria; Adinetida; Adinetidae.